This is a messenger RNA of Colletotrichum godetiae, 1164 nucleotides long. RefSeq lists its product as uncharacterized. The transcript is spliced from 2 exons. NCBI's taxonomy places the organism in Eukaryota, Fungi, Ascomycota, Sordariomycetes, Glomerellales, Glomerellaceae. Bases 1 to 1164 code for a protein of 387 amino acids. The record is from RefSeq and is a predicted model, not a curated record.
AUGCCCGACCUCAACUCUGUCCCGGCCUCACCACACCCUCUCAGUGGCUCACGGCGCUCUUCAUCUCACCAGAUGCCGCCCCCUCCACUUCCAGCGCAAUCUUCCGACUCCUCCUCCCUCAACAUCCUCCCGUCCAACCAGAAUACGGUCAAUCAUCCGCCUUCUAACCCUCCCGUAGGAUCUCCGCCGAUGGCCCCAGCAGUAGCAGCGUCACCUCCAGCCUUUCCCGAGCCAUCUGUCUCCGGCCCAGGCCCGAUUCGACACCCGCGGCCCAUCACCGCGUCCGAUCUUCACAUGCAGUUGGAGAAAGAGCAAGAAGCAGUGGUGAACCGCCUCACGCGAGAGCUCCAACUUCUCCGAACAGCGCAGAACGCCUCCGUAGCAUCCAACGCCUCCUCCACAUCAGCCUCCAACACGACCGAAGCACCCGACACCCACCUCCUCUCCGGCGCCGCCUUUUCCACUCCGGCCGUCCCUUCAAACAGCUCCCGCCGGCACCACCGCACCGCCUCGAACGCCAGCGCCCGAAGCCAGACCGCCGUCGCGGGCUCAGCCGCCGCAUCCACUACAUCCAUCCCCAUCGCCCGGCCCCCGAACCCCGGCCGCCAAGAUAGCGUGGCCUCCCGCCACAGCUUAUCUUCGUCGCCGGCGCCUUCUCAUCAUUACCUGGACCCGACCAGUACCAGUGGUCUCACAUACUUCCAGCAGCAGCGUUUGCCGCAUCAGCAUACCGGUGGCACCUCGGUCGCUGCCACGCCCGGCGGUAGCGAGGCGCAGCUCUCGCCUGGUCUGAUGCCCACGACGUCGCGGUACGAGGAGACGGCGCUACACCGACAGGAACUAGAGAACGCCAAGAAGGAGAAUGAGGUGCUGAAGCAGAGGAUUCGCGACCUGGAGAAGAUGGUCAGGGAGAAGAGCGCCACUGCUGGACGGGAUCGGAGCGAGAGCACGAGCAGCGCUACCGCUGCCACCCCAGUGGCGGAUGCAACCAGUGUCGGCGUCACUACCGGAGGGGCUGGUAUAGCUGGCUCCAGCAGACGUCCUGGAGGCGAGAGGGAGCGAUCCUUGACGGCGAUGAGCAUCGCUAGCAGUGUCGCUGUUGGCGUGCCCGAUGAGGAGGUACAAGUUGGAGAGAGUGCUGCGAGCGCUGGGGUGAAUCCCUGA